GAUUACGAAAGUUUGUUGAACUUUCUGCCGACGACGACGUAUGAAAACUCCGUUUGCUUCUGGCUGUUUUUCGGCUGUCGCUACCUGACCGUUGCGAAAAGCAUGAACACGGCCGAGGGAACCGAUACGGGUACAGGGUCAUCUCCAGAUCCAGAGGGAGAGGCGACAUCUCCAGAUGGGCGGGACCUAUCUGAGGCUGUGGCCGUGAUCGGCAGGCAGCUCAGCGAACCGGGUCGCUUCGCCUACGCUGGCUUGUGUGGGGUGUCCUUGGGCCAGCUGUUUUCGGGCCCUGAGCACAGGUGCUUUCGGGAGCAGUACCUGGAGGGGCUGGUGAGCUGGCUGCGCCUGGACGAGUCCGUGAUGCCGGUCAUGGGGGCGUUCCUGGCCGGGCUCGGGUACGAGGGGAGCGACACUUUCCUCUCCAUCCUGCAGGGGGAGCCGCUGCUGAGCUCCGGGUCUACGCCCAUCGUACAGGACCUGGUGUCCUUCUCUGUCAAAGACGGUCAGUACGACGCGCGCGCGCGGGUCCUGAUCCGCCAUGUCAGCUGCCUGCUCCGCGUGGCCCCCCAGCGGCUGGGGGAGUUCGAGGAGACGCUGGGAGAGGGGCUGAGAGAGGGAGGAGAGGAAAGCGAAGAGGAGUCGUCCCGCCGACGCAGGAAGGAAAGAGGCAGGAAGUUACGUCGCUACCUGCUGAUUGGUCUGGCCACCGUGGGUGGGGGCACCGUGAUUGUGCGUGUCUUUGUUGCAGCCGCGCAUUUUGUUCCCGCUCUUUUGCGUGCGCGGACGUGGAUGAGCGAGGCUCCUGUGUUCCCUCUCCCCCCUCUCCCCCCAGGAGUGACGGGGGGGCUGGCGGCUCCGCUGGUGGCGGCGGGCGCGGGGGCGGUCCUGGGAGCGGGCGGGGCGGCGGCCCUGGGUUCGGCAGCCGGCAUCGCCAUCAUGGCCUCCCUGUUUGGGGCGGCGGGGGCGGGGCUAGCCGGUUAUAAGAUGAACAAGCGGGUCGGGGCGAUCGAGGAGUUUGAGUUCCUUCCGCUGAGCUCGGGGAAACGACUCCACGUGACCAUAGCUGUGACGGGUUGGCUGUGCAGCGGCAAAUACAGCUCGUUCCAGUCCCCCUGGAGCAGCCUGGGCGUGUGCGGGGAGCAGUACUGCCUGGUCUGGGAGUCCCGGUUCCUGCGGGACCUGGGUUCCGCCCUGGCCUCGCUGGUGGACGGGCUGGUCAGCAUCGUGGCUCAGGAGGCGCUGAAGUACACCGUACUCUCAGGCAUUGUGACAGCGCUGAUGUGGCCCGCCUCCAUCCUGGCGGUGGCCAGUGUGAUUGACAACCCCUGGGGGGUGUGUCUGAGCCGCUCCGCGGAGGUGGGGAAGCACCUGGCCCAGGUGCUGAGGAGCCGGCAGCAGGGGAAGCGUCCUGUCAGCCUGAUUGGCUUCAGUCUUGGAGCGCGAGUGAUCUACUUCUGCCUGCAGGAGCUCGCCAACGACACAGGGAGUGAAGGUGUAGUGGAGGAUGCCAUCCUGCUGGGGGCGCCAGUCGAUGGGUCGGCCAAGCAGUGGGAAAGAAUGUGCAAGGUCGUCGCUGGAAAUAUUGUCAAUGGAUACUGCAGAGGUGAUUGGCUCCUGGGAUUCCUCUACCGCGGGUCAUCAGCCCAGCUGUGCGUUGCUGGACUUCAGCCAAUCAAUUUGGACGAUCGGCGCAUGGUCAACGUGGAUCUGUCCUCCGUGGUGAACGGCCAUCUCGAUUACAUGCGUCAGAUGGACACGAUCCUUGUGGCGGUGGGAGUGCCUACCCGGGAGAGGGCAGGAGUCCUGACCGUCCUGUCUCCACAGACUAAAGGGGAGGGGCCAGACACCGGGCAGGACCAAUCGGCGGAAGAGGGCGGAGUUUCCAGGGAUGAAAGGGCGGAGCCCGGAGACAGAGGAGGGGGAGUGGCUGAGGAGAAGCCGGUACGCGGGGGGGACGCGAGUGACGUCGUCCGUCCCGGGGAGGAGUUAAAACGGGGGGGUGGAGAGGAAGGAUUGAAAGAGGAGUGCGCGGACGGUUGGGACAUCCCGGACAUUUCCGAUCUGUUGGAUUCUCUGAACGAUGCGGACGUUCCGUCGCAGCACUGCCCUCUGGGUAGUUCCGUGGACGGGCCUGACCAGAACAUCUUCUCAAAAGACAAGGGCUUGACCCCGGAACCCCUGUGUGGGGCAGAGGGGGUGGAGGGAACAGACUGGGACUCUGAACACACGCACUGGGACUGGGACACAACGCACUGGACCACUGAGCACUCAGACUGUCGCACUGCAACUCGGCACCAGUCUCAGAACCAGCAACCCGGCUGCAGUUCCCCCUCGGGCCAGCAGGGAGCAGUAUCACCACAGCUGGUUAAGGAGGCGGACUGUGAAACUACACUCUCAAGCUCCCACCACAGCACGCUGUCAAAACAAAGCAUAGAAAGGAGGUCCAAGGACACAAAUAGUAACUUUUAUUAGAUAAAAAGGGGGUUGGCGUGUUUUAAAAAUAACAGUAAGGCUAAAAAGACUCUCCUGUUGUUACCAAGCAACCUAAUCCUCAUGAACUUAACUCGUGAAAUUAAACUGAAAUGAAAAGGAAAAGAAACUAAUCCUAUCAAUCUGUUGAUAACUCAAUUACUUCUAAAAUCAUGAAGAGAAAGUCCUAAAAAUAUUAUGGAAGUAUAGUAUUCUGAGAUACUGACGGCGGACACUAAUAUAAUUGUAUAUAUUAAUAUAAACGUAGAUGUCGACAGACGCUGAGAGCAAGCCACGCUCUACAGCCAAAGGUGAAGCUCUCGUGAUUUGGCUGUUCGUUGUUCUCUGGAUUUUUGGCCCUGUUUAUUUUUUUUUCUUUUUUACUUUCCAUCUUGACUGCGGUUUUUCUAUCUCUUUGUUCAUCUCAGUACCGACUGCAAAGAUGCGCCGUGAAAAUUAAAUUCAUUUCCUCUUGA
Molecule: messenger RNA, 2945 nt
Organism: Anguilla anguilla (European eel)
Lineage: Eukaryota; Metazoa; Chordata; Actinopteri; Anguilliformes; Anguillidae
Gene: tmco4
Product: transmembrane and coiled-coil domains 4
Exons: 14
Coding region: 103-2472 (789 amino acids)
Source: RefSeq, a predicted model, not a curated record